This is a messenger RNA of Laccaria bicolor S238N-H82, 330 nucleotides long. RefSeq lists its product as uncharacterized. Bases 1 to 330 code for a protein of 109 amino acids. The record is from RefSeq and is a predicted model, not a curated record. Lineage: Eukaryota; Fungi; Basidiomycota; Agaricomycetes; Agaricales; Hydnangiaceae. The transcript has a single exon.
AUGCCACUGCUGGAGCUCGAAUGGCGACUCGAAGGGGCAUUCACCUGGACUGUAACAAAACUUCAGGUAAAGUUAACCUGGAGUUUGUGCCUUGCCGUUUGGUUGAUGUUCAGGCCCAGGUCUGGCAACAAACUUGCGCGCUUUCACGAUCGUCGUGGGCAGAUUGAAAGGCUCAGUUGGGGAGCCAAUGACGUGUAUUGGAAAUUGAGUCAAGGGAAUGAAGUUGUACGAACGGAAGAACAAAAAGUUGGGAGAAGCGAGUCAGUGACAUCACUCGAGUGGCUGACCCAGCAUAACCAAACAACACACUGCCCGUGGCGCUUGUCUUGA